AUGUUCGCCUUCGAUCCGUCGGCGCUGCCCCAGCUCACAACCCGCAAGGCUCUCAUAGUGGUUGACCUCCAAAACGACUUUGUUGAUGCCGUUGACGGCGGAUUGCCAGUCACGCAACCCGAUGGAUUCGUUGACCGCAUAGUCGAGGUGGCAAAUGCCUUCCGUUCGGUGGGCGACGUUAUCUGGGUGCAGUCUCAGUUCGACAAGGCCCGUGAGAUCGAUAGCGACCAGAUCAUACUGUCCGCCAACACGCCAACGUCACAAAGCAAGUCCAAAAGCCCGGCCACCGAGGCUUCUUCUGAUGACUUGUCGGAUGCUGAGGCUUUUCUGAGUCACGAGGAGCCGUCUUGCGUAAAGCCGUCUCAUCCAGGGUGCAGCAUGCCUCCGGUCGUUGCCGAGACUGUCCGCAAAAGCGAUAUCAAACUGAUAAAGUCUCACUACUCCGCGUUUCAUGGUACCCAUUUGCUACGCUCUCUGCGCGGCAAGAUGGUCAUGGAAGUCUUCAUCUGCGGCUCCCUGGCCAACAUCGGCGUCUUUGCCACCGCCAUGGAUGCGGCGGGCCAUGGAAUGGCCAUUACGGUUAUCAAGGAUUGCUGCGGCUAUCGUCACGAAUCCAGACGGAUCGCAGCAAUGAAGAGCUUGGUUGAGCUGACUGGCUGCGAGUUCAUGUCCUCACAAGAGGUUCUCAGCACCUUGCCGCCGGUUGAGCCAGAGACCAAGGUGUCACCUGAGGCGCCAAAACGGGCAUCAGCAAAAGCAACAGGCAUCAGCACGGCUGAAGAUAUUACUCAGUCCCUGCUGGAACUCAAACUGGAUCCCAGCACAUCUAGUCCCGCCGAGGCUGCAAAGAAAACAACACCGGAGCCGGCGUCAAAGAACAAGUCUCAGGGUUCCGAGACGGCCAACGCACCGGAACAGCCUACUGAUAGCAACCCCGAGCCCCCAGUCGAGGAUGACACGGCGAAAGCUGUUGAUCCUGACAAUGAACCGCAUGCUUUGCCCCAAAAGAAGCUCUGCGAAGGCGAUGCCGAUGUCAUUAUGAAUGCGUUGCCAAGCGACCUAGCAGAAGAAGCGUUUGAAAAGCUGGAAAAGGAGGUGCUUUGGCAGCGCAUGUCACACCAAGGUGGCGAGGUUCCUCGGCUGGUUGCCGUUCAAGGCGAGGUGAGCGAAGACGGUACCAUGCCGGUCUAUCGCCAUCCCGCCGAUGAAUCCCCGCCGCUGCAUCCCUUCUCUCCAACGGUUGAGGCCAUCAAGGUCGAGGUAGAGAAGCAUCUCGGCCACCCCCUGAACCAUGUCCUCAUACAAUUCUACCGUGACGGAAACGACUACAUCUCCGAGCAUAGUGACAAGACCUUGGAUAUUGUCAAGGGGUCGUACAUUGCCAACCUCAGCCUCGGAGCAGAAAGGACCAUGACUCUAAGGACUAAGAAGCUAGAUAAGGGUCUUUCUGGAGAGGCAUCCGACGAUGGAAGGCGUAAAAUACAACGAGCGAAGCUGUCUCACAACUCUCUCUUCCGCAUGGGCUUACAGACCAAUAUGAAAUGGCUCCAUGCCAUCCGACGCGACAGACGAGCAGACCGCGAUAGGUCUGACGCCGAGCUGGCCUAUGGCGGUCGCCGUAUAUCGCUCACGUUCAGGCACAUUGGCACGUUUCUGGACCGUGACGAGACCAUCAUCUGGGGCCAGGGAGCGACCGGCAAGACUCGCGACGCUGCGCACGCCAUCAAGAACGGCCAGAGCUCCGACGCCGUAAACAUGAUCCGGGCAUUUGGCAUGGAAAACCAUGCGUCCGACUUUGACUGGGACGCCCAUUACGGCGGCGGCUUUGACGUGCUACACAUUAGCAACUCGCCGAGGUUCUUUGCCUCGGCGGAUCCCGUGGUCAACAUGCGGAUUGUGCUCAUGCUGAAUGAAUUCGGCAUCAAGUUCGCCAAGGGGAGCAUGGCCUCUGGUGCAGACGCCCACAGCAGCAGUCAAGGCAGCCCGUCAACGUUCUGGUCGCCGCCCAUCAAGUUCGUCGACAACGACGCUGCCCGAUCCGUCGUCCAGGGCGACAUGGCCAUCAUGCUGUAUCUGCACUCUCGGUAUGGCCCCGGCCGCAGUACCGAGGCAGGCUCCGCUUCAGACAAUCUAGAGAAGCUUGCCAUCCUCUACAGCCAGCUGCAGCAAGGGCUCAAUCUCUUGCCCAUCUGGCGGCAAGUCAAGGGCGAAGGCGCUGUCCCCGGCGGAGCAUUGCCCGGGAAAUUGAAGCAAGAGCUUACCGUUUGGGAGGGCUACCUUGCCGACAAGGCCAGAGACAAACAUCCCGCGUUCCUCUGCGAGGACACUCUGACCCUGCCUGAUUUUGCCACAUGGCCAGUCCUGCAUGCCAUCGUGGAAGAGUAUGGCCUUGACGCGACGUUCAAGGGCCUGACAAGAUUGCGAACCUAUUAUGAGACUGUUCGACAACUGGAGACUGUCGCUGCGGCUCUUGGGAGUCAGUAG
Messenger RNA from Trichoderma reesei QM6a, 2484 nucleotides. RefSeq lists its product as uncharacterized. The transcript has a single exon. The record is from RefSeq and is a predicted model, not a curated record. Gene Ontology annotation, biological process: DNA alkylation repair; DNA repair. Lineage: Eukaryota; Fungi; Ascomycota; Sordariomycetes; Hypocreales; Hypocreaceae. Gene Ontology annotation, molecular function: dioxygenase activity. The coding region runs from base 1 to 2484 and encodes 827 amino acids. Gene Ontology annotation, cellular component: nucleus.